Molecule: messenger RNA, 2428 nt
Organism: Portunus trituberculatus (swimming crab)
Lineage: Eukaryota; Metazoa; Arthropoda; Malacostraca; Decapoda; Portunidae
Product: zinc finger protein 354A-like
Exons: 7
Coding region: 164-2182 (672 amino acids)
Biological process (GO): regulation of transcription by RNA polymerase II
Cellular component (GO): nucleus
Molecular function (GO): zinc ion binding; RNA polymerase II cis-regulatory region sequence-specific DNA binding; DNA-binding transcription activator activity, RNA polymerase II-specific
Source: RefSeq, a predicted model, not a curated record
UGAAUGUCAACAAAGGAAUCAGGAAGGGGGCGUGUAGCGCUGGUUGCCCGUUGCUUGGUAGGAGAGGCAUCGGGGGCAUCUCCACUGUCAGGCUUGUCACCACAGAGAGAGUGGAGUUAGUUAAGCAGAAAAUAUGGCGUAGCAUCAUCCUGCUAGGUGAAGGAUGGUCAUGGAGCCGGUGCAGGGGGGAGCGGUGGAGUCCUGUCGGCUUUGUGGCGCCCAGGAGGGCAAGUUACUGCACCUGGAUGACACAUUCUCCAUCCUAGGCAGCUCCUCCACCAUCCUUCAUCUUCUCCACAGCAUCUCAGUCUUUCUUAAAGUACAGAAUGAGUGUGAGCCUCUGAUGCCUCACCAUCUAUGCUGGCACUGCUUCAACACAGCUGUUGACAUUAAUGCUUUCAUCGAUUCUGGCAUCAAUUUCCAGAAAACCACCAUCAAUCAUCUCCUUUCGUCUCAUAACACAAGGACAGCAGAAGCUCCCUGUCACUCCCUCCUUCCAGUACCAGCUUCCAGUGAGAAUGCUCCUGAGGUCAUACUUCAAGGGGAAUUGGUGGAAGAAGAGGAGCAGGAGAGAGAGGUAGUGCUGGGGGUGAGCGAUGACCAGAUGGGUGGAGCCUCUGUAAUGACUGUGACCAAAGAGGAAAUACAAUUAGAAAGGUGUUACCAGAAUAUGCAGAAUAACCUGAUUAAGAAAUCGGAAGAUAAGACAGACUUUAACCAAACAGCAUUUAAUGUAGAAGCAGCUAAUGUGGAAGAAAUUUUUGAGAAUAAAAAAGAAAACUCUCUAGAAAAUAGAGACAGUGGUCAUGAAGUGAAAGUAGACCAGCAACAAGGGAGCAAGCAGUUAUUAGAGAAGGAUAUGAAGAAAUCAGUAGCAGAUAAUGCAAGAGAGAAGUGUUCCUUCUGUAGCAAGACAUUCCAGAGACAGAGUCAACUUAAGAGUCACCUGGCCAGCCAUAGCGAGGCAAGGCCACACCAGUGCCAGGUGUGUGGUGUGGCCUUCAAGCACCGCAGAAACUUGGUGGAGCAUGCCCACACCCACAGCCAGCAUCCAUCCUUCAUCUGUGCUGUGUGUGGCCUCACCUUCAAGCAAAAGAGCAAUUUGCUGAAGCACGAGAGGACUCACAGGAAGGGAAGUGUGCCCAGCUAUAGGUGUGAGGUGUGUGGUAACCGGUACUCACAAUCCUCACAUCUCAAAACACACAUAAGGAAUGCACACAACAACAACCCCGGCUUCCGGUGUGAGCAGUGCAGUGUGGUAUUGGUGCGCCGCUCUUCCUUGCGCCGCCACAUGGCCACUGUGCACGCCUCCUCCACCAGGUUCACUUGUCCACACUGCAACAAGGGCUUCACUAACCACCAAAAUUAUCAAGGACACAUUCGGAGCCACACUGGGGAGCGGCCGUAUCGAUGCUUGGCGUGCUCCAAGGCCUUCACCACUCCCAAGGCCCUCAGCAGACAUCGUUUGGUUCACCAGGGCAACAAGACUCAUAAAUGUACCCAGUGUGGCAAAGCCUUCUUGGAGCUAUGUGACCUGAAGCGACACACCAAGCGACACCUGCAGAAGAGUGCCAAGAGGGCAAAGGCAGUAGCCACAAAUGGAUGCCAGCCAGUAGCCACUGGUGAUCCUACUGAUCCCAAUGUGGGCUCCAUUAAUCUUAUGGUGCUGACAGACUCUCUCAUCUUCACUGAAUCUCAGCAGCUCCUUGACAACCAAGAACCAAGGCCUGAUCAGGUAAUCUUGCCAAAUGGAAAACUGGACGGUCCCAAAGAUGUCACCAGGGAUGCUGUGUUACAGGGUGAACCACCACCCCUGGAACUACAGAAGAAGCCCAGUGUUGAAGUAAUCUCUUCAGGCCCCAUGCUGCCACCUGCUUCAGACAUGGAGGCAGUACUACAGCCUCCAGUGAUGGGAGAUAUGGCUGCUCCCCUCCACUCUGGCCAAGUUUUACAGCCCACCACCAUUGAAGUUGGGGACGGUGCCAGUACACCCCAAGUGGACCUGGUGCCCCGUGAGUGUCCUGGGGGCUCUGUUGCUCCUGAUGCACCAACAAUGGUAGUGCUGGCUUCAGCAAGCACUCCUACUGAGUACCUGCCUGAUCUAGAACCCCGAGCAGGUGCCAGAGCCAGCAGCCCAGUUGGGGAUGUAGGUGAGCGGGUCCUGAGCCAUGCCACCUGGUGACCUGCACCAGUCUGCGGUUAAGGUAUACUAUUUAAACAAUGGGCAAAACUGUGUUGUCAAGGAGAGUGCUUUAAAACUCUUGUAUAAGGGAACAUGAAAAUACUUUAUUUCUGUGGCACAUAUCCCCCUCUCUCUCUCACACACACACACACACAUACACACACACACACACACACACACACACACACACACACACACACACACACACACACACACACACACACACACACACCACGUAGUGUAGUG